AUGUCCCCUCCAUCCCGAAUAGCAGUUCUAGGCGGAGGGUUAUCAGGUCUUACGACGGCGUAUCAUCUGUCUAAAUCAUUACCUUCCUCAUCCAAAAUUACAUUGAUCGAAGCGUCACCCAGAAUAGGGGGAUGGAUCAAUUCGAAACAACAUCAAGUAGGAUUCAAAGAUGAUAAAGGAGAAAUAGUGGAAGGUAGCGUGACACUGGAAAGUGGACCUAGAAGUAUAAGACCUAGAGGAAGUAAAGGUGCAGCUGGGAUGCUAAGGAUGCUUCGCGAUCUCGAUUUGGUCAAAGAUAUAAUACCUAUACCGUUUUCUCAUCCAGCAGCUAAAAAUCGAUAUUUAUUAAAUACAUCCACAUCUGAGAUAUCAGCAUUACCUUCUUCUCCAUUAUCCCUACUUCAGACUCAAUCACCUUUACUUAAAGGUCUAUUACCUUCUAUCUUGGGUGAACCAUUCAGAUCUCGUUUCAAGGAAGGAUCAUCAUCAUCAUCAUCAUCAGAGUUAGGCACUGGGAUAGGAGCUAAUAAUGAUGAGUCUGUCGAUUCAUUCUUUUCAAGAAGGUUCUCGCCUUCUAUAGCUAAGAAUCUAGCUUCAGCUAUGGUUCAUGGUAUAUACGCGGCAUCAAGUAAAGAACUUUCAGUCAGAGCUGCUUUUCCCACUUUAUGGGACUCAGAACAAAAAUUUGGCAGCGUAGUUUUGGGUAUGUUAAGAGGUGGAACAAAGACUAGACGAGAAAAAGAAGAAGAAAAGAAUGAAUGGUUGGAAUUAGGUGAAUUAGGUGGAAAAAGAGAAAAAUGGAGUUUAUAUGGUAUAAAAGGUGGUUUGGGAUCUUUGACAAAUUCUUUACAUCAAGAAAUUAUCAAUAAUGGCGUUGAGAUCAGAACGGAAGAAUCAAUCGAACGAAUCGAUCCAUCAGCGUCAGCAGCUUCUUCUUCAUCAUCAUCAUCAUCCCAGGCUAUACAGAUCAAAACGUCAAAAGGCAAUUUGGAAACUGAUCAUAUAAUAUCAGCUUUAUCACCUCUGACUCUAUCCAAACUUUUACCUUCAGAACCAUCAUCCUCAUCCUCAACAUCAUUGUAUCUACCUCAUUUAGACGCGAAUCCAUAUACAUCAGUAGGUGUAGUCAACUUGGUAUAUCCACUAUCAAGUGAUCGAGUUCAUCCAGAAGGGUUUGGUUAUUUAAUACCGAGAUCUACAGCGACUCAAAAUCCAAAUGGUGUCUUAGGGGUCAUAUUCGAUUCAACAGCUAUACCACUACAAUCAGAUUGUAAAGGUGUCACUAAGUUAACUAUAAUGUUAGGCGGUCCAUAUUGGUCAACAUAUAAACCUAUUUCAAAAUCACCACCUGAAUCAGAUGAAGGAUUAAUCCAAAAUGCAAUUGACCAUCUAAAUAUCGUUUUCCCACAUCUGAAGAAUAUAGAACCGAUAAUCAAAACAGGUAAAAUACAUUGGAAUUGUAUUCCAACUUAUUUACCUGGACAUGGAGAUAGAUUGAAAGAAUUAAAUGAAUCUAUCAAUAAUGGUAUUUGGAAGAACAAAUUAAGUUUAGUAGGUAAUGGUUAUGGUGGGGUCGGUGUGAAUGAUUGUGUUUAUUCCGCUGAAAAUGUUGUUAAUGCUUUGAAACAAGGCAAUAGAGUGACGGGUUUGGAGAGAUGGAAAGAUUGGAAUUAG
Messenger RNA from Kwoniella shivajii, 1674 nucleotides. Its product is annotated as protoporphyrinogen oxidase. The coding region runs from base 1 to 1674 and encodes 557 amino acids. Gene Ontology annotation, molecular function: protoporphyrinogen oxidase activity, oxygen as acceptor. The record is from RefSeq and is a predicted model, not a curated record. The transcript has 2 exons. Gene Ontology annotation, biological process: porphyrin-containing compound biosynthetic process. Lineage: Eukaryota; Fungi; Basidiomycota; Tremellomycetes; Tremellales; Cryptococcaceae.